GCGCUCUGUUAUGCCUCCGUCCAAUCGUUCGAUCGUAUCGAACUUGCCGAGGCAAGUCGAGCUAACAAUUUGCAUUGUUAAUCGGAGAUCCACCGAUAGGCCGUAUAAUGAACUCGGAGAGUUCGUUAUACCGUACAUGUAUGAUUAAUCGGGGUAAUUGCGGCGCCGCGGCCCGAGUAGAUGCACAACGCCGCAAUAUUUUGCGUUACGCGUGCUCGCCGAGUUAAUUAUUCAAAUAGACCACGUCUCUCACAACGCCGGCGCCGCCGCGUCCGUUGCCCGCGGUUUUCUAACCAGCGGAUAUAUUUUCUAAUAAGAUAACGCGAGAACGCAUUACGUAUGACCCUCUCGUAAAGCAGCAAUCCCGUACGUUUUAUCAUGCAAUCCUUUCAGCGUUUUACCGCCGUGACGAGAAAAACCAGGCGGCGGAAUCUUCUCGAGCGCAUUUCAGAAACUCCGAAAGAGAAAGAAAGAGAGAGAGAAAAAAUAUUUCUUUAUAUAUAUAUUUCGCGAGAUUUUUCUCCGCCGGCUAACGGUGUGUUUACGUUUUCGCAUCAUCCGUUUUCAUUUCCUUAAAUUCUCUUCCGGCAUUACUCGGUCGGCGAGAAUUUAAACGAGGUCGGUCGCUCGCUCGCGUUCAAAGAAAGGAGCGAGAAUUUUCUUUCGCCGACGCGUUUCCGGAUUACUCCCGGGAAUCACUCCCCCCGGGUCGGGGGCAAUCUUUUUGUUGUCGCUUAUAACCUGACGCCUCGUUCUAUUGAAAUGCGCGCGCGUGUGGACCUGUACAGUUGCUUCCUUUAUGAACUUAACGACCGCGCCGCGCAGCAGAUUGCAACCUCUUGCGGAACGAUUCGCGCAAGAAAGGAUCGCGUUAAUAGCUGAAACUCGGAUCAAGAAUCUGUUAAUUGCGCGACAUAAUCGAUUACUUAAUUACGACUGAUUACUCCGCCACGGAGGAUGGAAUUUUAAUUGCGACGGCCAUUUGGUUUGACAUUGGUAUCUCGAGAUUUUUUUUUCAUAGAUAAAGAUAUGGCUUGAAGUGUAUCAGUACAGAAUGGCGCAAAGUCGUUAUGAAACUGGUAACAUUGCUAGUUCUUAUCACUGAGUUUCUUCAAAAGUUUAUCAAUGUGUUUAAUAAGCGUAUGAAGAUAAGAGACGAAAGAAAGAAUGAAAAGAAUCGUCUUCCAAUUUGCGUUUUAAAGAAAAAGUUAAAUGAAAAUAAUUGCGUCAAUGUUCGUGGAAAUAAUGACAUAAUACGUUUAUCGACAGUAAUUCAAACGAUUAGUUGAAAUUGUCGGUGCUUAGAAUGAACAUUUAGAGUGAAUUACAGAAUAUUCGUGUUUGCUGAGCCUUAGUGUAAACUUUAGUCGUUUCGCCGUACACGUGUACUUACGCUCGUCAAUAAGAAAUAUUAAUUGUUCUGCCAAUUCUGGCUUAGUCUCUCGUCGAUGUUUAUCGAAGUGUGCAAGGGUCGUUAAUUGAGAAUGCACAAUGACGCAGCGAAUUUAUCCGUUGUCAGCGAGCCCCCGCGAGGGGUCUCCGGAUAUCCAAAUGGAGACGCUCAUGGAAAACCACUCCCCCCGUCAGGGAAAAGUCAUCUCGAGAUGGAAUUUAUGCCGGAAACGAAGGAGGAGGAGGAGGAGGAUAAGCCAGUCUCGGAGCCACGGUUGGAACCCGUGCCUUACUACAAACUGUUUCGAUUCGCGACGUGGGGUGAGCUGCUAUUGGUUGCCUUGGGCCUGAUAUUGGGUGGCUGCGUAGGCUUGGGUAUUCCGUGUAUAAUCAUCCAAUAUGGUGAAUUCAGUACAAUGUUAUUGGACCGUAACAGAAAGAAUGACACGACCACGCCAACCACAAUAUUGCCUUGGUUCGGAGGUGGGAAGAUUUUAGGUCCUAAUUCAACUGAUGAAGAGAGGCAGGACGCUCUUUACGACGAUUCGGUGGCCUUUGGCGUCUCCUGCGCGUUGUUAUCGGUGAUUAUGUUCGUCCUCAGCUUGCUCAUGGUCGACUUGCUCAAUAUCGCUGCCUCCAGGCAAAUCUCCAGGAUACGCAAGAUGUUCCUAAAAGCCGUUCUUAGGCAGGACAUGUCGUGGUACGACACAAACACAUCGACCAACUUCGCCAGUAGAAUUAACGAGGAUUUGGAGAGGAUGAAGGAUGGCAUAGGAGAGAAGCUAAGUAUUAUCACGUAUUUAAUAACCUCGUUCUUCGCUUCCGUCAUCAUCUCGUUCGUGUACGGCUGGAAGCUGACCCUGGUCAUGUUAAGCUGCGCGCCGAUCAUAAUAAUCGCCACGGCCAUUGUCGCCAAGGUGCAGAGUUCACUGUCGGCCAUGGAGCUGGCGGCCUACGGUCAGGCCGGCAGCGUCGCCGAGGAGGUCCUCGCAGCUAUUAGGACCGUGAUCGCCUUUAACGGCGAGCAGAAAGAGGUGGAGAGGUACUCGGAGAAACUCGGACCCGCGGAAAAAACUGGCAUUAGAAGGGGCAUGUGGUCCGGGAUCGGCGGCGGCGUCAUGUGGCUCAUCAUAUACUUUAGCUACGCGCUGGCGUUCUGGUACGGGGUGCAAUUAAUCCUGGACGACCGUCCGAAGGAGGUGAGGGAGUACACGCCGGCCGUAUUAGUGAUAGUGUUUUUUGGAGUCUUAUCUGGAGCGCAGAACAUGGGCCUGACCUCGCCGCAUUUCGAGGCGUUCGCGAUGGCGCGGGGCGCAGCGGCCGCGGUUUUCAACGUUAUCGAUCACGUGCCGUCCAUCGACAGCCUCAGCAAGGAGGGUCGACGGCUGGACUCCGUCAAGGGCGAGAUCGAGUUCAGGAACGUCGCGUUCCGCUACCCGGCGCGGAAGGACGUGCAAGUGCUCACGGCGCUGAAUCUCAAGAUCAAUCGCGGCGAAACGGUGGCGCUCGUAGGCGAAUCCGGAUGCGGUAAAUCCACCUGCGUGCAACUCGUUCAACGACUCUACGAUCCCCUCGACGGACAGGUCCUCCUAGAUGGUGUCGACGUGUCAACGUUGAACGUUCAAUGGUUGCGCUCGCACAUCGGCGUGGUCGGUCAGGAGCCGGUGCUCUUUGACACAACGAUACGCGAGAACAUCCGUUACGGAAAUGACAGCAUUACCGACGAGGAGAUGAUCAAAGCUGCGAAGGAAGCGAACGCUCACGACUUCAUCAGCAAACUGCCGGAGGGAUACGAUAGCCCGGUGGGCGAAAGAGGCUCUCAGAUGUCGGGUGGACAAAAGCAGAGAAUCGCCAUCGCACGUGCGCUGGUGAGGAAUCCGGCGAUCCUACUACUGGACGAGGCGACGUCUGCGUUGGACGUUCAUAGCGAGGCAACCGUGCAGAGAGCCCUCGACGUGGCAGCGAAGGGAAGAACGACGAUUAUAGUCAGCCACAGACUUUCCACCAUCACAAACGUCGACAGAAUCGUGUUUAUUAAAGACGGGGUCGUCGUCGAACAAGGGACUCACGAGGAAUUAAUGGCGCUCAAAAGUCAUUAUUACGGACUGCAUGCCACCCACGCGGACGCCGUUGCUAAAGACAAGGCCACGAAGGCUGCCGCCAAGAGCACGAUGGCCACUCCGAAGAUGAAGACGAAGAAUCCGCCAUUGAGCAAGCAGUUCUCAACGAUAUCCGCGCACUCCCAUCGACUCUCUCUAGCGAGAUCUGAAUCCUCGGCGGAGGAGGAGCAACUGGACGAGCAUGAAAAACCCUACGACGCGCCUAUGACGAGGAUAUUUGGAUUGAACAAACCGGAAUGGCUAUUAAAUGUGAUUGGGUGUCUCGCGGCAGCAACGGUUGGCGCUUCCUUCCCAGCCUUCGCUAUACUAUUCGGCGACAUCUACAGUAUACUGAAUAUUCCCGACCCCGACGAGACUAUGAAGCAGGUCAUUUUCCUUUCGAUAAUGUUCAUCGUCGUCGGCGUCAUCACAGGCGUCGGGACUUUCCUGCAGAUGCACAUGUUCGGCUUGGCCGGCGUGCGUAUGACGACGCGAAUAAGGAAGAUGGCGUUCACCGCGAUGUUAAAGCAAGAGAUGGGCUGGUACGACGAGGACGCGAACAGCGUGGGCGCGCUCUGCGCGAGGCUGUCGUCGGACGCGGCGGCCGUUCAGGGCGCGACCGGAACUCGCGUCGGCACCAUGCUCCAGGCCUUCUCGACCCUCGUGAUCGGCAUCGGCAUAUCCAUGUACUACACCUGGAAGAUGACGCUGGUCUCGGUGGUGCCGAUCGUGUUGGUGCUCGGCGCGGUGAAAUUCGAGGCGUGGAUCAUAGGCGGUCAGGGUAUGACGGAGAAGAAGAGGAUGGAGUCGGCCACUCGGGUAGCGGUCGAGGCCAUAACCCACAUACGCACGGUCGCCAGUCUCAGCAAAGAGGAGGUCUUCUUCAAGAGAUACUGCACGGAACUGGAUCACGUCGCCAAGGCGACCAGGCUCAGGAACAGAUUGAGAGGAACGGUGUACUCGUGGGGGCAGACCGCGCCGAUGUUCGGUUACGCCAUAAGUCUUUAUUACGGCGGUUACCUGGUGGCCAGGGAAGGGCUGAGUUACGAGAAGGUCAUCAAGGUAUCGGAGGCGCUGAUCUUCGGCUCGUGGAUGCUCGGGCAGGCGCUCGCCUUCGCGCCCAACUUCAACAUGGCCAAGAUAUCGGCCGGCAGAAUCUUCAAGCUGCUCGAUAGAAUCCCGGAAAUCACCUCGCCACCGGGAUCGGAGGGAAAGGAUUUAGACUGGAAAUCGGACGGCUUGAUACAGUUCUCGAAGCUCGACUUCCAUUAUCCGACGCGACCGGAGAUGCCGGUGCUCAAAGGGCUGAAUCUAAUCGUGAAGCCGGGUCAAAUGGUGGCCCUCGUGGGUCAAAGUGGCUGCGGGAAAUCCACCUGCAUUCAGUUGCUGCAGCGACUUUACGAUCCGAUCUCCGGCAACGUGACACUGGACCGGCGUGACAUCGCCUCGGUUUCGCUGGCGAAGCUUCGGUCGCAGCUCGGCGUCGUGGGACAAGAACCGGUGCUCUUUGACAGAACGAUCGCGGAGAACAUCGCUUACGGCGACAACAGCCGACAGGCGACCAUGGACGAGAUCAUCGAGGCCGCCAAAUUGUCGAACAUCCACGCAUUCGUCACCUCGCUACCGUUGGGCUACGACACGAGAUUGGGAUCAAAGGGCACUCAGCUUAGCGGCGGGCAGAAGCAACGAAUAGCGAUCGCACGUGCGCUAUUGAGGAAUCCUCGAGUUUUACUGUUGGACGAAGCUACUUCAGCCCUCGAUACUCAAAGCGAGAAGGUCGUGCAGGCGGCCCUAGACAAGGCUAUGCAGGGCAGAACGUGUAUCACCAUAGCCCACCGUCUGGCCACUAUAAGGAACGCCGACGUGAUCUGCGUGGUCGAUCGGGGCAGCGUCGCCGAGAUGGGCACCCACGACGAUUUGAUGGAAGCCGGUGGUCUCUACGCUCACUUGCAUACUCUCCAGCAGACCUCUGUAGAGCAGUAGAGGAAUGAUCAAGGGGUCAGAUUCCUUCGCUCUUUCUUCAUUCGCGCGCGACUCGAUCGUCGCGGUGCAUCGAGCGUCUUGAGGGUGCGAGAACCAACUCGAGGGAUGGUCGAGCGCGUGGAAAGCGGAGGAGAGCGAAGACCGCAGAGCGAAACUCGAGUGGCCGCAAUCGCCACCGCCGAAAGGCCACGAGAUGUUGAAGAACACAAGCGUCAGGAUGGAAGAGGGAUUCUGUAGAUUCCACGGUUUAUCACUGCGAGGACUCUCUGCAGCGAGAGCGACGACAGGCAGCAUCGUUCGCAGCUCGAGAUCAGCAAUCUCGCGGAUCACAAGCGGCUUAUUUCCGAUGGGAAUUUGAUCGUAAAUCAAAAUUCGGAGUUUUAUCGAUGUCAGAAUUCUCGGAUUUAACUUUCAGCCGGCGAGACACGCGCGGUUCGAAUACGACUCCAUCAACUUGUCGCUCCGCAUUCGUCUCUUUACACGUUGACACGAGUAAAUUACGAUAGUAUUACCACGAUUUUUCUUAUGAAUGUAAAAUUCGCAUUUGCAUAUUUUGAUAAACAUCUUAUUAGCUUCAUGCGCGAACAAACAGCUGUAAUCAAUGAAGGCUGAUGAAGCGAAUACGACGCGUAUCAGCCCUCCCUUUCUCUUCCUUUUUUUCUCCCUCUGCAUUUCAUUCGCGCUUGUCAUAUCCCCUCCGAUAGUUUUACAUAAAAUAUUUCUGCGGCUGAUAGACUUACUUAAGUCCCCCUUCAAAGACCUUUUAUCGGGGAUACGCACGUUACUUCUCCUGGCGGCUACGUUACUUCAUUAAGCAUUGUACCUGGCGCACUCACGUAACGAUCCAUCCUCCUAGAUGGCGAAACGCGUCACGCGGCAUUAUCCGUAAUGGCAGGCAACGUAAUAGACUUUACCGUUCCCUCCCGUCCCUCCGUUAUUCGUACGCGUCGACUUUCCUCCGUAUAGCGUUUUCUCAGGUGAUAAUAUUUCUUCGCUCGGCGGAGAGCUCACGUACGCUGUGCGCGGAGUUUCUACGAUCUUUACGAGGGCCAUCGUAUCUCGUGACGAGUGCUGGAAAAGAAAGGAGUUACGACGGCGGGGCCUGUUUUUGCUGCGUUUGGAGAAAGUAAAAUAAACCUCAUUCCUUACGGUGUUUUCCCUUUUUUUUUCUUGAAACGAGCAAUCCGAUGAUGCUAGUUAAAAUUACGUUACAUGACGGGAGCGCAUAAGAAAUUGAGUUUAUAUCGGAAAAUGCAUCACGUAGUAAUUCACGAGAGACGGAUUACGCUGCUAUACGUAUCGAUGUGUUCUACAUUUUUAAUGUUGAAACACGGAAUAUUUUAUAAAAAUGCUAUAUAUAAUAGCGUAAUGGAAAGUUUUAGUGCGUUUGCACAGCGCACAAUGAAGGAUUAUUUCUGGCCAAUACUCUGACUUGUGUUUAAGUAAAAAUCCAUGAUAUUUCAAAAAUAUAAUUAUUGUAAGUACUUGUUUAUAUAUCUAUAAUUUUAUAUGACAAUUUAUCUAUAAUUUAAUUAUAUUACCUUAAUUUAAAAAAAAACUAUAAUAUGACGAUAAAUGAAUAAUCAAAUUAAAAUUACCAUAAAAAAAUAUGAACGGCGAGUACGAUGAUAAAAUAAAUAUUGUCGAUUUUCAUACAAAGUCAGCAAAUUUUUGCCAAAUUGCAAAUUAAAUACUACAUUUAAAAAAAUCUUUACAUACAAGUUUAAAAGAUUUCUGGGAAAUGUCUGGAAAUAUAUUAAAUAUUAUUAAUAACAUUAUGACAUAAUAAAAAAGCAUUUAAGUAAACUCAGUAGCGUAUAACGAGUAUUGGGAAAACAUUUUUGCUUAUUUUUUAGUGUUAUUUAUAUAUAAAAGCGGUAGAUUUGGAGCAAUACUUAAACAAAAUGAUAUACGCUAUAUGUGCGUAAUGUUUCUCGACAAUAAGCAAAAUAUUUGUUUUGCAUAUACGUGGCGUAAUUUUAAAUGCUCGUCUCGAAACUAUAAGAAAUGAUAUAUUUUAUUUUUCCUCGAUACAGCUGAAACACACUUUUUCCUUAACACAAUUCUUUAGCUAUCCUUCUGUUUACAAGGAAAAGGAUAUAAUCAAAUGAAAAGGAAAUAGGUAGAGCUCUUUAGUGCUCCAAGAAAGCUCCAAGAAUCCAUCCACAUCCAUUAUCCUACCCCCAUCGGUCGAGUACACCGAACCGAACAGACUCAAUUAAUUAAUGCUAUCGAUACAUCCCUUUUGUGUCCCGCUAGAUUAGAUAGAGGACGCGGCGACAAAUUGAUCGAUUUGCGGGACGUAACUCGUGUAACAAGGCGUGCAAAUGGUGACAGGUGUUUAAGGGCGUGACACAAGAGCAUUCCUCUGUUGACGACGUCGUAAUUUCGAUACCAUCGUCGCGGCGCUCUAAACGACGCUGCAUGAAAAAUGUAUAAGUACUUCUCCGAGAAUAAUAUACGCUAUCCGCUCGCAUCCCAUCCACGCGUUUCUUCAUUUCUCCUCCGUUUGCCCGAAAAAUUCAGACGUUCAUCUUUAUUCCCCUCUUGCACCUAAAAGGGGAGAAUACCCUUCUUUCGCUCGGAUAUCCGUGAAACAUAACAAAUUCACUCAUGGGAAGGAGGGGGAUCGAAUAUAUAAAAUUUGCAGGAGGGACGUCAUAAAUUAUCGUCGCCCUCUUUUCUCACCAGUGGUGCCUCAAUAACAACACGUUAGUUUAACGGACUCGCCGUCACGUGACGGACACAUAUAACGAAGAUGAAAAGCGGUAGUGACGGGGGCGACGAGGGAUGCGUGCGCGAUAUUCGUUUUGCGGAGGGGGGAGAGGGGGAGAAAAUACUCUCUUUCGCCGGAAAAUAUACGCGUUCGCGAGCAUGUGCUGAAUUCGAUCGAGAGGAAUUAUGUAAAGCGGCGCUCGGUGUACGAGUGAAUUUAUUACCGCAAUAACAGUCGUGUGUGCGACUACGUACGGCGGGGAAUAAAUAAAAUGAAAUGGGAAAUCAUAUUUAUUUACGAGAAAAGACACCUCCGGCGAUGUAAGUAUCCGGGUUCCUCUGUGCGCGAAACGGCUUCUCCUCCCUCUCCACGCGCGAAACGAGAAUCGAUAAUCGCGAAACAAUCAGCGUUCCCGUGCGAUAGAAUGGCGAUCGGCCUUCCGGACGGGCGGCUGUCAUAAAUUACACGUCGCACCGCGGAGUCAAUUCGCGAUUACAUUCUUCCGAUACCUCGGAGUGCCUGCUCUCCUUAGGUCUUAAUAACAGAACCCGCCGGGGCGCAAAGGCACCAUCGGCUUUGGCGAUGAUGUACGCUCGAAGGGCGAAAGGGGUGCGUAAAAAAGGUCCGGGACGAUUUUUCAGAAUUUGCCCCGUCGGCUUAAGGGAGCUGCCGCGUCUUUCAUACGUCCGUCGUCGCGAUCCAUUAGCCGAGAGAUAAUAUUGCGCAAACACGUCGCGGCCAGAUGCAAAAGAGAAGAGCGAUCGUCACUAAUCGUGAUGCAAUCGAGGGGCAUUAAACCAAUCGCACGCGUCGGAAGCAAGGACCAACGUUUGUUUCGGAAAAAUUCUCAAAAAAUUUGCACAUCUGUUUAAAACGAUUUUAAUGAUUCUCUCGGAAUAUUUAUUUAAGAAAUUAAAAAUUGACAUUAGAUUGCUAGUUUAGAUUUGCAUUGGUAAAAAAAACUAAUUAUGCAAAAUAAAUAAUAUUAAUUACGUUUAAUACGUUUAAUUACGUUUAAUACGUUUAAUUACAAAUCCAAGAAAAAAAAAGAUUAAAAUUGGAGAAAAUGUGCUUUCGUAACUGUAUCAAUCCCAGAUCAAUCGCGAAUAACUGCUUAAGAUUGAAGCUGCGGCCGUAAUUAAGGACACAAGAGAUCUUAAAAUUAGUUGAGCCACAAAAUAAAAAAUAAAAAAUAAAUAAACUACCUCAACUUGGACAAUAGAAUGCUGAAGUUUGAGAGAAAAUUAAGUGUGAUAUUUAUACGAAAGAUCAGGCAUGCAUAUUGAACUGUUGUCGUGUGUACUUACGGUAAUAAGAGGAUGAGAUAUUAAAGCUUUUGUCGUAAGAGAAAAAUAUCAUUGUGUAACGUAAUAAUAAAGAAAACUGGAAAAAGAAGGAAGAAUCGCGCGAGAAGAACGCGAUCUAAUUAUGGUUUCUUUCUUCCAUCCCUUCCCGGGAUGUUUUUUUUUUCCUUCCAACGUUCUGCUGCCCGAGCAUUAUUGUACGCGAAGGAAUUAAUUAAUCAGAUGGAGAUGACGUUUAUAAAGAAUGUUUCAGACAUAUUGGCUCAUCCUUCAUAAUUCCACGAUGAACUUGGGGGUCGACUUUUUCCUUGGGAAAAAUUUGAACGGAAAAAUCUAAUUACGUGGGCGCUUAAAAACUCGAGAAAGCCGUAAGAGUCCCUAACAAUUAAAUAAUAAUUUGUUCGCGAUAAGCUGAAUUAUCGGACGGCGAAGUGUCAAUCCUAAGUAGCGUCGUUCGCUUCUCGAGAGGCAAUCAACUUCUUAUAUCAUAUAUAUUGCACUUUUACGGCGCGGUUUAUAUUAUGAGGCAAAAAAGGCACGUCUUUAUCUUACGUCGUCUGCCGCCUCCUUCUCGUCGCAAGUACAUCUAUUUUUAUUACAUUUUUAUUUAUAUUAUACCGGCGUCGACGUAAGAAAAGGGGAUGUGAAAGGGGAAAGUCGCCGAUUAACAAUCUUACUCUCCCUCAUCGCAUUCUUCGGGCAGCGGUAGGAUGGGGUAAAACUCAUCGGAAAUUAAAUUAUCAUACCGUAUCACUUUCGUUGGAAUCACAUUACUUUUUAUUUCGUCGGAGAUUUUGUCGAAAUUCAUCCGUAAAAAGUCUGUAAACUCUCGCGCGCAACGAGAAGAGAAAGGCGAGCAUUUGGGCAAGCAGUCCUAUCUUAUUAUCGUUAUUGUCAAGAUGCCAUCGAAGAGAGAAAGCUGCGGGAAGUUUAAGGAUUCAGAAAGAAUAUCAAUUCAGAAAGCGAAUAUCAAGUUCGAUGGAUGGUAACGACCCAAGAGACAAGAGGAAAAGAGACAGAGAAGAGGGGGGAUUAAAAAGAGAGAGGCGAAUUCGUCACAAAACUUGAGUAAAGCUACGAGACUAUGCGGCAGCUGCAAUGGCUAUUGGAAUUUUUAAGCCAACUUUCGCUGUACAAAUUCCAAGGGGAAAUAAGUCGCGCGUCUGGUUCUGUUUCAUGUUGAUCAGUUAAAUUGAUAUAAAAUAAAUAAAAUGCAGUUUCUCUCUUUCCCCCGCUCUCUCUUUCUCUCUCUCCAUUAUACGAAGACUAUAAAAUGGUCUUUUAUUCAUUCGGGAUUGACUGACAUUAAUUAUAGCGAAUGCGUGUGACGCGCAAUUUAAUUAUUAAUAAUAAAAUAUUAAUUAUUCUAGAUUGUUGGCUGACAGUUCUGGCUAUCUUGUUAUGCAUUAAAAUUGUACAUCGGAAAGAGGCAAAUAAAUUUAUAUUACAAACGA
Solenopsis invicta (red fire ant) is the source of this 10948-nucleotide messenger RNA. RefSeq names its product multidrug resistance protein homolog 49 (gene Mdr49). Gene Ontology annotation, cellular component: membrane. The transcript has 14 exons. The record is from RefSeq and is a predicted model, not a curated record. The coding region runs from base 1485 to 5474 and encodes 1329 amino acids. NCBI's taxonomy places the organism in Eukaryota, Metazoa, Arthropoda, Insecta, Hymenoptera, Formicidae. Gene Ontology annotation, molecular function: ATP binding; ABC-type transporter activity; ATP hydrolysis activity. Gene Ontology annotation, biological process: transmembrane transport.